CCGCCCAGCUACUUGACCCCCAGAGAGUGGAGACUGAGGCCUGAGCCUUAGGUGUGGUGAAGCCAGGUCAAGGAGCAGGAUGGCGGAGGGUUGGUGCUAGGAGCCAGGGCUGGAGACAACGGGCUGGAUACAACAGAUGGCGGAGGCUUCUGACUUGGGAUGCUGAUGUGGAGGGCAGUGGCCACAGGAGUAGUGAGGAGCAUGUUGCUCACAGGGGCCAGCCAUCCGGCAACAGUCUGGUUAGUGGCUGGAAGGUGGCCUAACUUGCUGCCUGCCAUCUGACCAAGGGGCCCUGGGAGCCUUGGGGACCCUACCCCACCUGAUCCUGAUCCUUCCCCUAGAGCCUCAGAGGUGAAGACCCACAGCCUGCUGAGGGUCAAGAUGGACAGCAGGCAGCUGUGGGCACAGCAGUCACAGCCCACUCAAGAGCAUAGGCAGCCCUUUCCCCCUGGGGGCCAGUCUAGGACCAGGGGCCAACCGGGUGCCCAGAGCAGUAACCAGCACGGAUUGCAAACGCAGGACUGGGUGUGUGAGCCACAGGAGCACAGGCGCCCACGCCGCCACUGGAGCAUCAGCAUCGAUGAGCGCCGGCGGCUGGCCAUGCUGGGCACCCCCUCCCAAGACAGGGUGUGUGGUGGGCGGGCAGGCUGCCCUGUGCCUGGCCUCAUCUGCCCAGUCCCUGUGCCUCCCUGCCCACACAGCCCCUGACACCAAUGUUGCCCGCAGGCCAUCACGCAAAUGGUGGCAGAGCUAGUGUCUGAAGACGUGGACAAGGACGUGCUCCUCGCACAGCCACCCAGGUCUGCUGAGUCCACUAAUGCCUUCUACGACUUCCUGGCCCGGAGCACGCCCUUCUGGCAGAGUGCGACUUUGAAGAGCCAAGCCUCGGGGCCUCCCGGCUCCUAGGAGCUCUCGGACCUCAGCUUUCCAGAGCUUCUCCGUGGGGAGGUUUUGGGGGAAACCUCUGUGUCCCUGUGUCUCACCAGGGAGAAAACAGGCCUCAAAGCACUGCCUGCCUGGUGCCCUGGGGCUGCUGGGAGGGGUCCUGCCCCAGCCUCCACCACCUGGAGGGUGAGGGUCAGAGGGUCCUGCCGGCAGAUGGAGGCCUGCCUUAYGCUGCCAGGAGGAAGUUCUGGGGCACCUGGGCAGCUGGGUGCCAGGCGACCCACCCUGGGGCUGACAGCACCUCCAGAGCCUUGGUCCUGCCUUUGAAGGCCCAGACAGGAUUCCAGGACCCAGCAGUGAGGCAGGGUGGGGGUGGGGCAGCUGGGUGAGGCACACAGAGGGAGGCUUCGUGAGGAAGAGAGCUCCCAGCUCUGGAAGUGAACCUGGAGGUGGACUAGGGUGCAUAGAGGGUCUGGGGUGGCCUUGAGAAGCUGGCUGGACAAGUGGCCCCAGGCCUUAGGCUGGAGCCAUAACUGCCUGGUCUCAAGGYGUGGGACUGCAGAAGGGUUCUGAGCCAGGGUGACAAUCCAGGCUGCAUUUUGAGGCGAUGGAGCUGGAGGGGCCUGGGGGUGGGAGAUAGGGAAAGGAGGGAGGGUUCCCAGCCSUGCUGGCUGGCAGGAUGGAGUGUGAGGAGGUGGCCCUGGACUCAGUGACCGACUUAGGGGUUGCUUGGGCUUCUGCGAGGGCAGGGCUGGUGAGGGGCUUUGGGUUGAGAGGAGGUGACAGCCACCUGGACCGUGCACACAUUGGCAAACAGGCAGUGCUGUCCCAGAGCCCAGGCUGAGGUGCAGAUCUGGCCAUAUGGUGCCUGCUGCCCUUGAACAUUCCUCCUGCUUCUCUGCCUCCCUCACUGUAAGAUGCAGUGAAAGUUCCUCUUCCUUCAGGAAGCCUACCUACAUCACCCAGCUGGGCACUCCCUUUCCAGUUCAAUGUAAUUUUGUCCCAUUUGUUCGUCAGGAUCCCCAGGGUGGGUGGAGGGCAGGCCAYGGAGCCACAGGGA
Molecule: messenger RNA, 1945 nt
Organism: Urocitellus parryii (Arctic ground squirrel)
Lineage: Eukaryota; Metazoa; Chordata; Mammalia; Rodentia; Sciuridae
Gene: Tex22
Product: testis expressed 22
Source: RefSeq, a predicted model, not a curated record